CUCCUCCCUCCAUACUUAUAAGGUGUGCUCGUUCAGAAACUUCAACGACGUUGACGCCGCAUCAGAUUUUCAGCCAGCCACUCAACGCCACUGUUGGUCCACUACAACGCUCUCCGAGAAAGAAACUUCAGAGAGAGAGAGAGAGAGGGAGCCAACUCUUCUCUCUCGUAUCUGAGCUUGUUCUUUUGGAUAGAUCGGGAGUGUGUGAAAUGUAUACGCUUAUUUUCAGUUUCUCGCUGUUUCAUCGGGCACUUUUACUCUUCUUCUACCGUUCUUACCCUUUGUCUUCACUCACAUUCUCCUUUUAGUCCUUCCUUUUACCCUUGUUCCAUGCGUAAAAGCGCUGUUUUGCUGGAAACUCGCUUCGUAUGUUGCUCUUCCAUGAACUCCUUAAAAAGUCUGCUGAAUUAACUGAUUUUCCUCUUUUUUUUUUAAAAUUUAAAUUUCAAAAUGAUUUGAUAUUUGAAGUCUUGAAGGUAGAUUUUAAUAGGAGUUAUGUCUAGGAUUUGUUGUAUAUUUUUUUUUGUAAAAUAGUAUACCGUUAUCUAUUUAAUUUUUUUCAUGUUAAAACGUUCGAAUCCUUGAGAUUCGGGAUCAUUGAAAGCAUUUAAAUGUUGGUGUUUUUGUUGAUUUCAAAUCAGAACAGGCAGCUAAAAACCGUGACGGUUUGUUGGACAGAAUAAAAUCUCUGACUAUGUGUAUUUGUAACUUUUAUCAGAACUGCAUUGCAGAGACCCAUGUUUAUUAGCGGUUUAUUACAGGUACCUGGUAGUGAGAGGUUGGGGCUUACUUAUUUUUGGCAAGUGCAACAGCCUUGUUUUUUUCAAUCAUAUCUAAAUAGUCUUGCGGUUUGGGAAAGCAAGAGUGACUGUGAGUGUUUGACUUGAUUGUUGAGUUCAAUUUUUGUUUUUGGAGAUUUGUGUAGAAUGGAUUUGCUGUGAGUAAAUCUUUGGUGGAAGUGGGUUGGAGAAGAAAGAAGAAAGGUGAAGUGUGAAAAAUGGGGGCUGUUAGUGGGGAAGAAGUUAUGAAGAUGGAGAAGAUGCAAAUGCCAAAUAGCCAUGAGGAGAAGAUUCUUGUUUUGGUGAGGUUGAGACCUUUGAGUGAGAAAGAGGUUGUUGCAAAUGAAGUAGUUGACUGGGAAUGCAUCAAUGAUACCACCAUCUUAUAUCGGAACACCCUCCGUGAGGGUUCUACAUUUCCAUCGGCCUAUACGUUUGACAGAGUAUUUCAUGACGACUGUCCUACGAAACAAGUGUAUGAAGAUGGAGCCAAGUCAAUAGCUCUUUCAGUUGUUAGUGGUAUUAACACGAGUAUUUUUGCAUAUGGUCAAACAAGCAGCGGAAAGACAUAUACCAUGACUGGAAUAACUGAACACACUGUAGCUGAUAUAUUUGACUAUAUACACGGGCAUGAAGAAAGAGCAUUUGUUUUGAAAUUCUCAGCAAUUGAGAUCUACAAUGAAUCAAUUAGAGAUCUCCUUGGCAAUGAUAAUGCUUCACUUAGGCUGCUAGAUGAUCCAGAGAGAGGAACUAUCUUGGAAAAAGUCACAGAACAAACUCUGAAGGACUGGAACCAUUUAAAGGAACUCCUUUCUGCUUGUGAAGCUCAAAGACGGAUAGGGGAGACCUUACUGAAUGAGAAAAGCUCCAGAUCUCACCAAAUUAUUAGAUUGACAAUUGAAAGUUCUGCUCGAGAGUUCUUAGGGAAAGAAAAUUCAACAACCCUUUCUGCCAGUGUGAACUUUAUUGAUUUGGCGGGGAGUGAGCGUGCAUCUCAGGCAUUGUCAACUGGGGCAAGAUUGAAAGAAGGUUGCCACAUAAACCGUAGUUUACUGACUCUGAGCACGGUCAUUCGUAAGCUAAGUAAAGGAAGACAUGGACACAUAAAUUAUAGGGACUCUAAGUUGACACGCCUACUUCAGCCUUGCUUGGGUGGUAAUGCUAGAACUGCCAUUAUAUGCACUUUGAGUCCUGCUCGCAGUCAUAUUGAGCAAACUAGAAACACUCUUUUGUUUGCUUGCUGUGCCAAGGAAGUUACUACUAAAGCACAGGUUAAUGUGGUCAUGUCUGAUAAGGCAUUGGUUAAGCAUUUGCAAAAAGAGUUGGCUAGACUGGAAAGUGAGUUGAGAAGUCCAGCCCCCAUUUCAUCAAGUUGUGAUUUACCUGCAUUACUGAGAAAGAAAGAUCUUCAGAUCCAGAAGAUGGAGAAGGAGAUUAAGGAGUUGACUAAGCAACGAGAUCUUGCUCAAUCUCGGGUUGAGGAUUUGCUCAGAAUGGUUGUGCAUGAUCAAGACAUGAGACAAGAGGCUGCUAUCAAUCAUCAUCCAAAGCACCAAGUAGAUGGUACACGGGAAGAUUCCAUAUCAGAGUCAUCAGGUGUAGCUUAUUUGAAUCAUAUGGAUGUAGGGGCAAAAAGGUCGAAUGGAACUCAUUAUUAUGACACAGAGAGUGGGAGUAAUUCUGAUGAUCUGUAUCACCAGGAAAACACUGAAAGUCAUUCUUUUUCUGAUUGUACAUCUUCACCACUUUUGAUUGAAAAGAAUUUUGUAAGAUCCCAUUCAGGUAAUGUUUUAGAUGAGAAUGCAAAUAUAACUCUUGAAGAUUCUGAUGAGUACUGCAAGGAAGUUCAAUGUAUCGAGAUGGAAAGGACAACUGGGGAUAAAAAUGAAUCCCGUAGAUUAUCAAAUACAGACAAUGAGGGACUGCUAGCCUUGACAUAUGAAAAUGGGGAUGCGACAGGUCAGGAAAUAACAUCAAACGCUGCAUUGAAGCAGAGAUUGAAUAAUGUACAAAAGACCAUUGAUUCUCUUAUCAGUCACCCUGAUCUUAGCGAAAAAUCUCCAAUGUCCUUGGCAGCAGAUAUGUCAAGUUCCAGAAACCUGACACUAAUGAGGAGCUGGAGUUGUAGAGCGAAUCUCAUGGCCGACUCAUCUACUCCUGGCCUUAAGAAUGGAGAACAAAUUGAGAGCACUCCACCCAAUGGGAUGGAGAGAAACUUUCUUGGAAGACCAGAAGGCUUCCGAAGAAAAUUUUCACUAUUUAAUCAUGGUAAAAACAAUGCAUGUUUAUUAAGAAAUGAUUCUUCAUCUUCUUUGGAGACAGCUUCCAUCAAAACCUCAGCAGAUGAGGAUAUCACUAGCAUUCAUACUUUUGUUGCAGGAUUGAAGAAAAUGGCCAAAAAUCAGGUUCAGGAGACAGGACUAAAAGCUGAUGACUUUGAAAAGAAUGUGAAAGAUGUAGGAUUGGAUCCAAUGCAUGAAGCAUUGGCAACUGACGAUUGGCCGUUGGUAUUUGAGAGCCAGCAAAGAGCUAUAUUUGAACUUUGGCAAAGUUGCAAUGUUUCAUUGAUCCACAGAACAUAUUUCUUUCUGCUCUUUAAAGGUGAUCCAUCAGAUUCUGUUUACAUGGAGGUAGAGCAUCGGAGACUUUCCUUCCUCAAGGAAACAUUUUCUCAGGGAAAUCAGGCUUUGGUAGAUGGUCGAACCCUUACUUUUGGUUCAAGUUUGAAGGCUCUUUGUUGUGAGAGAGAGACGCUGAGCAAGCUGAUGCGUAAAAGGCUUUCAGAAGAAGAGAGGACAAAACUCUUUGAGAGGUGGAAUAUCAGAUUGGACUCAAAGCGUAGAAGGCUACAGCUGGCCAAUCUAUUGUGGAGUGACACAAAGGAUAUGAACCACGUCAAAGAGAGUGCAGCCGUUGUGGCAAUGCUGAUCAGGUUCGUAGAGCAGGGGCAAGCAGUCAAGGAAAUGGCUGGACUUAGCUUCACACCCCCAGUCACAAGGCGUAGAUCGAUUGUGUGGAAAAACCGCAUGGCAUCCCUUCUGUAAGCUUGUGUUUAUCCAAUAUGUAUACAGCUAAUUGAGAGAAUCUGUUGAAUUAGGUAGGUCUAAUAGCAUUCUUUUGAUGAGUGAAGUUGUUACUGAUUUGUGCCUAUGGACUAUGGUGAUCUAGUGCCGUGUAAUCCUUUCAUUAUUGGUUUUAGUAAAAUGGCUUUCUGGGUUUGGUUAA
This is a messenger RNA of Mangifera indica (mango), 4004 nucleotides long. Its product is annotated as kinesin-like protein KIN-7E. The coding region runs from base 998 to 3823 and encodes 941 amino acids. Gene Ontology annotation, biological process: microtubule-based movement. Lineage: Eukaryota; Viridiplantae; Streptophyta; Magnoliopsida; Sapindales; Anacardiaceae. Gene Ontology annotation, molecular function: ATP binding; microtubule motor activity; microtubule binding. The record is from RefSeq and is a predicted model, not a curated record. The transcript has 14 exons.